This is a messenger RNA of Lecanosticta acicola, 1173 nucleotides long. The record is from the annotation of a GenBank genome assembly. Lineage: Eukaryota; Fungi; Ascomycota; Dothideomycetes; Mycosphaerellales; Mycosphaerellaceae.
AUGGCCCGACUGGUGUUGUAUGGUACUGAGGGCGAUACGUUGAUGGGCCUGACUUGGACAUGGACGUGGAUUGCGAUAAUGUUGUUUGUAUUGCGAACUGCCUUCGCAUCUAAAGCACCGAGAGACACUCUCUCAUUCUAUGGCAUACGAUGGGACUACAUCUGGGUCACGAUUGCGUUUGUACGAUUAUCCUCUCCACGCGACAAGCGAUUAUUAUUGACGAGAUGCUGCAGGUGACGGCACUGAUAUCCCAGAUAUUCAUUACUGUGAGCUAUCACAACGCGACGAAACGGCCCGGGCAGAUGAUGGAACAUAUUGAGUAUAUUCUGUACUGGGGCAUGUAAGUUUUACACCGUCCACUAUAUCUAAUCCGAUAUCGAAAAUGCUAACAGCGACACUAGCAUCAGCAAUACUUUCGCAAUGCUCUCUAUGGCAUUUGGCCGAUUUGCGGUUGUAGCGCUUCUAUUAUCACUCCACGGAACAACAUUCCCCAGAGGUAGGACCAUGCUGCAAGUCCUCGGAGUGCUGCAGUUCCUUACGAGCAUGCUACAAUUGAUCAUCACACUGUUCCAGUGCGACCCGCCGAAAAAGCUCUGGGCCAUCGCUACUCCAGGAACUUGUCCUCUCGCCCAUCUCGUCAUCUACAUCGGCUACCUCUCUGGGGGCUGGGGAUCCUUGACCGACUUCGCCCUUGCAAUCUAUCCUGCCGUUCUAAUCGUAGGGCCACUACAGCAGAUGAAAAUGGGCCUCAAAGUCGCCAUCUGCUUCAUCAUGAGCGGAGGCAUCGUCGCAGGCGUUGCCGGCGUUAUCAUGACAGCCAAACUUGAACACGUCGACUUCACUGGAGGUUACGGAACUCUGAUUACGUGGACUCUGACCCAGACCUGGUUUAUCAUCAUCUUUGGAUCUCUGCCGACCAUCAGACCCUUCUUCAUGACCUGCGGACGGACUGUCAAAUCUUGGAGCUCCAGACUGAGGAGCAAGAGGACUCAGCAAACGAGUCAUUAUAGCUGGAUCGGACUCCAGGGCCAGGACCGGCGGAUUGACAGUUUGAAGCCACCGAGCGAGGCACGACUGGUACCCAAGCAGUCUGAGAUCUAUACCAUUCCUGAUGAACAUGAUUACGUUCGAUACUCAUACACUCGCAAUGAGCCUCUUGCCCGCGGGACUUGA